AUGGACGGGCUCCCACAGCCACCACAGCCACCGCCCCCGCCCCCGCCGGGGUGUGGUGGCAAGGAUGGCCCAGGCCUUGGGGAUUUCGGAUCAGGCUUUCAGCCCCAGGGAAGCAACGGAGGCUUCGGCGGGCCGGAGGGCUACGCCUAUGGUUCGCAGGGUGGAUACCCAGCAAGUUACGGGGCAGCCCCGGGCGGCUACGGAGCACCCGGCGAUGUGUCGUACGGCGGAGGUUUUGGGGCACCCCCGCCCCCUCCUCAAAGUGGAGCUCCUGGCUACGGUGGCUACCCCGGCGGGUAUGACAUGUACCAGCAAGGCUUCACGCCCCCUCCCCCGGGCAGCUAUGGCGGAAGCUACAGCAGCUUCGAUGCGGGUCGAAGCCGGGACUUCGAAGGAAGAGACCGGGACAUGGGACGAGACAGUGGCCGCGAUGGCGGCCGAGGAUAUGAUGGCGGAAGGGGAGGCGACAGAGGAGCCGAUCGAGGGUCCGAUAGGGGUGACCGAGGGCGGAGAGAUUUCGAUCGACCGGGCGGUGGCGGAGACAGAGGUGGGGGAGACAGAGGUGGCGGCGGCAGGGAUUAUGAUCGAGGAGGCCGGGACUACGACCGGGGAGAUAGAAGUCGCGGCUACGAUGACAGGGCAGCCGACAGAAGAGACAGCGGAAAAGGCUACGACUUCGGAAAGGGCUAUGGUCGCGGCGUUCCCCUCCCUGAGCCUGUGGAUCUCCAGUUGAAGAACCUGCCUCUAGAUGCCACGGAAGCGGCACUUAGAAGCCUCUUUGGGCAGAAGGGCCUGACGUUCGACUCCGUGGAGUUCUACGUCACAGCAAACAUGACCGUCUCCUCGCAGUCGCAGGCUGAGAAGGUCAUCCAGGCGUUCCACAUGACCAAAAUUGCGGGCCGGUCCAUCGAAUGCGUGCAAGCACAGGAGACCCGGGCUCACGAAGCCGAGCCCGCAGUCGGCGGCGCGAACGCAGCCGUAGUGGGCCGCGCCGCGACACGCGCUCUCCACGGCCAGAGUUGCGAAGGGACCGCAGCCGGUCCGCCCCGCGCGGAGGCGGCGGAGGAGGAGGAGGAGGCCGAUGGUCGAGUUUGCCCCUGUUUGCUUGAGGACGUGAUAGAAGCCGCAGUCCACGACAGCGCCGUGGUGACACCUGGAGCGACAAGGGAGGUGGCCGUGGCGGAGGUGGUGGAGGUCGCGAUGAUGGCCGGUCCCGAGGCCCGAGAAGAAGUAAAGAGCACAGAGUUUGAGUCUUAA
Molecule: messenger RNA, 1257 nt
Organism: Symbiodinium natans
Lineage: Eukaryota; Dinophyceae; Suessiales; Symbiodiniaceae
Source: the annotation of a GenBank genome assembly